This is a messenger RNA of Poecilia reticulata (guppy), 405 nucleotides long. Its product is annotated as histone H2A-like. NCBI's taxonomy places the organism in Eukaryota, Metazoa, Chordata, Actinopteri, Cyprinodontiformes, Poeciliidae. Gene Ontology annotation, molecular function: DNA binding; protein heterodimerization activity; structural constituent of chromatin. Gene Ontology annotation, cellular component: nucleosome. The record is from RefSeq and is a predicted model, not a curated record.
AUGAAGGCCAAGACUCGCUCCUCCCGCGCAGGGCUGCAGUUCCCCGUGGGCCGUGUCCACAGGCUGCUGCGCAAAGGCAACUAUGCGCAGCGUGUUGGUGCCGGAGCCCCCGUCUACCUGGCGGCCGUCCUGGAGUAUCUGACCGCUGAGAUCCUGGAGCUGGCUGGAAACGCUGCCCGCGACAACAAGAAGACCCGCAUCAUCCCCCGUCACCUGCAGCUGGCCGUCCGCAACGACGAGGAGCUCAACAAGCUGCUGGGUGGAGUCACCAUCGCUCAGGGUGGAGUGCUGCCCAACAUCCAGGCGGUGCUGCUGCCCAAGAAGACCGAGAAGGCCGCCAAGGCCAAGUAGAGCUGCUGGCCGCCAACACUGCUGGACCACAGACCCACAAAGGCUCUUUUAAGA